Rhipicephalus microplus (southern cattle tick) is the source of this 7573-nucleotide messenger RNA. Its product is annotated as zinc finger C2HC domain-containing protein 1A. NCBI's taxonomy places the organism in Eukaryota, Metazoa, Arthropoda, Arachnida, Ixodida, Ixodidae. The record is from RefSeq and is a predicted model, not a curated record.
AUGGCGGUGUACGUAUACUCUCAGCGGGAGAAACCGGAGGGCCUGACUCUUCAGCACGAAAGGUGCGCACGCGUUCAGGCAAUGCUCUCCGCGCACCACGCUCGACGGUUCGACGCCUUGCAACGACGGUGUCCGGACGGCAAGUACACGGACGGGCACACCAGCGAGGUCUUCCUCGACCCGUCGCGACGUCCGAGUUGCUCCCAAAGGGCUGGGAGACCGCACGGUCCGCGCGACGGAAGCCACGACGACGUCGAGACAAGGCGGUGCGCCAGCGUGGACGACGAAGUCAGCUGUUUCAGUGCGCAGCAUGUGAGCGACACGCCGAGCAGCAGCAUGGAGGAUGUUGCCUCAGCACAGUCAGCGCUAACACCAUGUUCAAUAUGCGGCAGAACCUUUCGUCCUGAUGCUUUGGCACGACACGAACAAAUAUGCCUCAAAACGAAAUCCAAGCCACGCAAGGUUUUUGAUUCUUCAAAGCAAAGGAUUGAAGGGACAGAAAUCAAGAAUGCACCGAAGCUGCUGACCCUUUCACCAAAGCCAAAGCCAAAAGCCAGAACUAACUGGAAGGAGAAGCAUGAGGAGCUCAUCCGUACGAUUCGUGCCGCACGUGGUGAAGACGUUGGGCCGUCAACCGACACUGCUUCAAAUGGCAGCCGGCCAGCAGUGCCUGCAGGAUAUGUGGAGUGCCCUAGUUGCAACCGCAACUUCAGUGAUCGUGCUGCUGACCGACACAUUGCGUGGUGCCAAGAGAGAAAAAGUCGGAUACCAAAGAGCCCAGCCAGCGCAGAGGCCGUCGAGAGGCUCAAAGCCAGGACGAAGUACAAGGUCCCAACACCUGGCAAGAAGAAUGGCACUGUGAGCCCAUCGGGCUCUCAGGGCUCAAAGGAGGGUGGCAGUGGCAGGGUCCCUGCGGUCAACCGAAAUCACCAGAGGACAAAGUCGUCUCCAUCGACGCUGGACACGAAUGGGGCAACCACAAACAAGGCAAAGAAGCCGACUGUAAGCCGUCGAGUGAAGCAGCUGCCUGCUCCUGUUAAACCGAAACAGCUCAAGCCUGUGAAUGUUAUGAAGUUCAAGGAAAAGUUUCCCAACCACGUCAGCAGCCCAUAUAGGUAUACUUCCGAUGACAGUUAUGAUCCAUUCAAGAAGGCCGACAUGCAGAUGCGAGAAUUGAUGCGAGGUUCCACCCUGACAACCAAGAACCCCAGGACGGUUCCCGGAGUGCGAACGGGUGGCUUAAGUAACAGCAUAAAUGGAAACCUGAGCGACUCCGCCAGCUACACGAGUACCAACAGUGGAUCCGAGAACAAGCUGGACGAAGAAAUGAACUACCUCAACGCAAAGUUUGCCGAGCUCUCGAGGCCAGGAUUCACAGGGGAGUUCAAAAACAACUGGGCCAAGCGCAUGAACGACAAUGCAGUGGCACUGCACUCUCUCAGCGACCGGGAUGUCCACGUCAGCAGUAGUGGCAGCGACGGCUCGUUGCCAAGCGUGGGGCAUGGCCUGGAGACCAAAGUUCCUUACCUGUGUCAUCAGUGUGGCACCAUAUACCCGGUCACUGUAGCCAAGUACUGUUGUGAGUGUGGUGCCAGGAGGCUCGGCUACAUCAGCCUGUAUACGUAACGACGAGUCGUUCGAGUGCGUAGUGGUAAGCUGGGAACAUUCUUGACUGCCGUGGCAUUUUGAAAUAUGAAAGCGAAUGCUGUAAGAAGCAUUGGUUGCUCACUGUGACUCAGAGGCUGUUUUGUUGUGCUGCACUCUAUGAGCUAUUUUUUUCAGUUUGUCUCUUCGUUGUGUACCCACUAAACAGUCACAUCUAAACGUUUACGAAACAACCUCAGACUUGUAAACUUAUAGUGUGAAUUUGGUAUCUUGCGACAAUUAUACUCGCUUGCUGCAAUGUGAAAUCGUCAUGCAAUGUGCAUCGUAGCCGUCAUAACGUACGCUUCUUGGCACCCUGUAGCGGUUAAACCAAAUAUUGCGAAAAAAUAAGGUUGUGAACCGCUUUAGUGGCUUCCUUAUGUCACACAAGACAGUAAUAAGCUUGGCAUUUUGUCAUCGACUUACUUUAAAGCUUUUUUUUUUUUUUUUUGCAGUUAAUAGGUAUGCACGUUAUAGUUUUCAAUCUAGCAACAAUGACACUUAGUUACCGACGUGGUUGCGGUCGUCAAGACGCUAUGGCGCGAGACGGGCAAGUUUGUUGCUGUCGCUUGUCGCUAUCGCUCGAAAAUCGCAUGCAUGCGGUUUGGCCUUUGGCAGUAUACUUUUGUCUCUUUGUCAGAACUUUGGGCCUCUUCAAUCGCAGUGGUUACUGGUGUCUUCAGCAUUUCCUUGACCUGGAACAAGGUCACCGCUGUUGGCGUAAUGAGUGCUUUAGUUGUAUCUUAAAUGCUCUCCGAUAGGGCAUACCUUCUAUAACGUGUGGUUUCGGUCCACAGCUUCUGGCAUGUUACGUGUGAAUGUCAUGUGAAAGUGCUGCUAAAGAAAAUCUUUUUUGAAAGUGCGGGCGAUGGUGUCUGCCGCUAUGCCACAAUUCUGAGUUUUGCACUCAAGUCACGCAUGAAAUGUGCACAACUGUUUCUGGUAGAUAGAAGUACACUUGAAUGCGUAUUCACUCGCUUUCUCUCUCUUUUCUUUUUUUUCUGCAUGAAACAGCAUUGUAUCGCUUUCGUUUAGCACACACUGCCUCAACUGCUGCACCCUUUUCCACCCGCCUUGAGUGCAGUAUGAGUAGAACCUCGAUAUAACAAACCUGCAGUUUUAACAAAGUAAAUGAGAAUGGGAAUUUUCAAUCGUAUAGCAUUACUAAUAUAUAUUUACUGUCAUUUUUUGGAUAUGAUCUGACUAUUUUUGUGUCACACGUGAUUUUGCUGUAAAGAUAAUCAUCCAUUGUGCCUUUCCAAGGACUACAGCACUUUAUUUAGUCACUGCCUUUUCACUAUUGUUGAUCAUGGAAAGAACCUAAAAGCUUGCAUUGCGAUAACUUUUUUUUUUUCAAGCACAUGCAUUAGUGCUGGAUACUACCCUCCUUUGUUUUCUCCAUGAAUGUUGUCAUGCCUCGCAGGCUAUGAAUCUCAUUGAUGUCUUGUUCUAACACUCAACUUGUAAUCACGAUACAGUAAUAAUAUUAGUACAUAGUGUUAAGAAAGGUACAGUCAACUUCAGAACCUUUUAGGACCUCCUAAGAAUCCCUGCUUGCAAUUGCAGAAAUGCCGCUUAAAAAAAUAUUUCUCGGUUGCCAUUUCGGUGUUUUGGGACAUUUCUGCAAUUUAUCGGUCUCCAAUGUACCUCUGCAUUUGACAGAACCGUGGUGAUAAGGAAAUUACUUCCUAUUUAUGUCAUCGGUUUUGAAUGCACUGAUGUGCAUCUUCAAGGAACGUUUGCUGCAUAUUCUUUCUUUACCUUCAAAAUUUCACGUAUGAACAUCUAAUAAAAAAAAAAGGCUUCUUGAGACAUUCAACAUCUUGAUCUGACAGGCUAUCUGCCUGCAAGAUUGCAAGGUUUAGUAUGCAAGGUUUAGCAAAAUAUCACACGCUGCAUGAUGCCAUCCUGCCAAAAGCAAAAAGCUAUUUUUCACAUUUGCGAUCAUGGCACACAGUGGUGCACGUGAACUUUCCUAGGAUUACCCGCCACGGUGAUCUAGUGGCUAAGGCUCUCGGCUGCUGACUCUCAGGUCGCGGGAUUGAACUCCGCCCGCGACAGCCACAUUUUUCAUGGAGACGAAAAUGCUUGAGGCCUGUGCACAUAGGUUUAGGUGCACGUUGAAGAACCUUCGGUGGUCGAAAUUUUCAAAGUCCUACACUACGGUGUCUCUCAUAAUGACAUUGUGGUUUUGAAACCCCAACAAUUAGUAUUAUUAUUAUCGUAUAACACUCCUAAGAUUACAGAUAUGGAAAUACUCGAUAAGGUCAGUGGGUGAACGUCUGGUACUAUAGCUCAAUUGGUAGAAUAUCGGGCGCGUAGUUCAAAGAUUCUAGGUUUGAUCCUCUAUAGUAUUAAGUUGUUUCUCUGCCCAAUUUAAUUAAAUUACCCUUUGUGCAAUAAUUAGCACAAGCCCCUACAAAUAAUACUUUCUAUAGUUUCAUAUGUUUCAUUAGUUGUUGGCCUCAUAUUGCUAUGUCUUACAAAGGAAUGGACCCUACAAUUCAUUCUCAUUGUUUUGUUCAGCGUUCCAGAAAAAAUUUAGGGUGAUUCGCCACUUUCAGCUGUCAGCAUGUCAUAUGCAGUGAACAUCUGAUGCCAGUAGCGUUUAUUAAUACUUCUAACGUUAUUUCUGGCCUAUGAUUCCCCUCUGCAACGGCAUUUCACAAAUAUGUCUUUUUAUAUUUUGGCAGGGUACAAAGGCACGAAGUGCAACAGAGACAGCGUCACCAUAAUAAACUUUUUCACAGCCCAAGUGCACUGCAGCAAUGACUGCCUGCUUUUCAAUUUUGUAGCACAGUAAAAGCAAAGCAUACUGACUGCGGAAGUUCUUUGAAUUGUAGGCAACUAGAACAUGUUGAUUAUUGGUAAUAUAGGCUGGUGAUAUUUCUCGGUAGUAUUUAUUACGUACACAAUGUGAAAAAUCACGGUUUUGAAACCUGUUCAGAAUCAAGUGUACGUUGCAUUUGUGUCACAAGAUAUUCCCAUGGCUUAGCUUUCGCUAUGAUGUCUGUGCACUCCAGAACACCUGCCUGAUAUGCCUUCAAGGAUUUUUUUUUCUCAAUGACACCGCUUUGGCAUGGCCUUUUAGCCACUGUUUGCUUGUGACAUGCAUCCAUCAACAGGGACGCCUUUGGUAUGUCUUACAUUUAACUUGGAGAGUUUGUGUAUGUGUGCUAACAUGCAAUCAUUGUCCGAAGUAUAGUUCGCUAGUCAUGUGAUUUUCCAAAUUCCUGCAUGCGUUGGAUCACAGUAUCCAACAGCUAUUGCCUAUUGGAUUGCAGCCUCUGUGGGCUAGUUCAGUCUAGUUUAAUAAACUUUUGUUUGUCACCAUCUUUAAUGGUUCAACUGUUUUUUGCAGUGUGCUUUUUUUUUUUGUAGAACAUAUGCACACAAGGAAUGCCUUCCUUUGGCUGCUUUUUUUUAUUUGUGUGUGUGUGUGUAGCAUAGAAUAUUGACAAAUCGUGCGUAAAAAAGUCCUCGCUGCUUUCGCCCUGUCUGCUAGAAGAUAGCAAUGACUUGAACUGCUGACUGUAGGUACUUUACAGUCUAUACAGAGAUAUGUACAGUAAGCUAGCGUUCUUGAAAUGACGUGGGUUUUUCACAAGAGUGAGAGUGUGAUCACCUCAGUAUAUUUGCUCCCUUACCUCUGUGCCCAGUAUUAAUCUGUGUUGCAUGCAUAUUGAUUGUUGUAGUGUUACUACGGUUGGUCCGCUUCUUCGAAUAACGUUAAUGACUGAGCCAUCAGCUUGCUUGUUAUGUGCUUGUAUUCAACGUUGAGCAUUCCAUGCACAGCAUGUUCAGCUUGCCGCAGCUGGUUGAAAUAAGGCACACACUUUGUCAGAUACAUGUGCUUCCACCAAACAGUGGUCAGAUUGUUAUGUUAUCUGGUCAAAUUGUUAAGCGCCUUUUUCGUAUCCUUCUUAGUGUUUUGAAAAACUUGUAUUGGUGGAUUUUUCUUACUUUAAGGUGCCCGCAUUGGCACGUGUUUAUGUCAUACCUCAUUUUAGAAAGCUCAGUGCUCGUUACGGAGUCUCAGCGGGUUAAGUUUGCGAUCCACAGUUCUUGUAAAAAAGAUAUAAAAGGCUCCAUUUGCCACACACGUUACUAGGUCCUCCUCCACAUGUCACAGUGCCUCCUAGAUUUCACGUCGUCUUAAUUAGGAACUUAUUUCAAAUCCGCACUUUACACUAAGCAUCUCCUAAGAGAUUCUAGUUUAGUCAUUGCAAUGGCGUUCUUAAAGAUGCCAGGCUGAUGACUAUUUGUCAUUGACUGAAUGCCAAGGUCCAAAUAUACCUUGGGCCGCACAAUUUAAGUUCCUUAAAAGCCAUUCGAAUGUCAGUAGGCCACACCAUUACAUCUGUUUAGGUUUUAGCACCAAGAAUACCUUGUAAUCUGUACAACUAAUUUUGUCACUUGUGGAAUGGUCUUACAGUUCCUGUAAGGAUCACUAUAAGUUGGCUGUAACAAACAUUCAACGAGACGAAGCAGAUCCGUUUCAAAGAUAGUAGUUUUAAGUUUUAACUUUUUAACCAUGCUACGACUAAUAUUCUAACAUGCCACAGCUCUAAAAUAGAGUAUGUGCCAAAUAUUGCUAUUGAAUUAAAAGCAUGGUUGCUAUAAAAGUUUGUUUUUGCCUAAUUGUGUUUCGUUCUGGUCUGACAAUGCAUUCGAGCAGUUGUUACACAUGGUUGCUUGCCAGGAAGCAUUUUGUUUGCAGGGGAGGGUUAGUUUCUUUUAAAGAUUGAAGUCUUUGUUGGGAUAAUUCAACACGAAAACUUUGGUCUGCCUUUUGAUGUCUGUCCAUCGACUCAGUCACCCGGUGAAAAUUUAACCCCUUGCUCAAUGCCCACCUACCUUGAUCUGGUGGUUGCCUUCAUACCUGUGAACAUUUUCAAUCAAAAGGCAAAUAUUUUGCAUAUUUGAGGUGCAUCAAUACAUAAUUGUUAGGCAGUGUGUCUUUUUAUUUAUAAUAUGCAUAGAUAAGUAAUUUUAAAUACUAAAGUGCUUAUUAUUCUGCGCUGACAAUGCGACGCUAUGUACGAAAAAGCGGGUGCUUCGUACACUUCGCUAAAAAAUUCAGGGGGUUUAACUAAACUGACCCGGUGCAGCCACCUACCACUGGCUCUGCAAUCUAAAAAACUAGUUUUCUCACAUUGCUGCCAGAUGGUGCCAUAUCUCGUGUAGCGCCUCCAGACAGAAGACUGUCGUCUUUCGAUGUCUUUUUUCUUUGUAAUCAUUUCUGUUUUGCUUAGCACAUGUCCCUCUCUCAAUGUUACAGAACUGGUACUUUUAUUAAGGCCUGUAUAAUGUUUGCCUUCUCUGAAUACUAAAGCUCAUGCAGUUAAUGUUAGGUGUCAUUUAGUUUGCUUGGCAAAAGCUAUGGGCAUUAUGGAAUUCACUUUGCUUAUCUUAAAGACCAGAAACCAUGGAAGGCAGUGUGCGAGGAUUCAGUGAACCAAAGGAGGAGCUGAGACUGUUGUUUGCCUGUAAAAAUUGCGUCGUUAUGGUUUCUAGCUUGUGAGCCUUCGGAAACGACCUGCAAAUGCACUGCAUUUCUAGAGCAUUUUGCUAUUUAAAUUUUACCAUAGACCUAUCACAUUGACAAACUGUUUUCGAACUUUUAUUUUUUAUGUCAUGUUGCUUGCACAUAUAGUGUGUGGGGGCACUUCUUUUUUUCCUUUUUGCUUCGUGCCAUUUGACAAAAUGUUAACACUGUUAGCAAGUUCGACGUUGUGUUUGAUUUAUCGCUGUUCCAUAUGUUGAAUGUUUGUUAUGAAGCUUGUAAUAAAGUGUAGCAUCAAAGUGUUUGCAAGGCCUAAUGCCACAGCUGCACGUGUACUCGCAUUGUGUGCCAUGGCUGAUUCUCGGCCGUACUAUUGUCAACAAGAAUUGAAAUAAAUAUGAUGACUUGCGCAUGGUUCGAUGC